Messenger RNA from Microtus ochrogaster (prairie vole), 621 nucleotides. It is a transcript of the gene Tm4sf19, whose product is annotated as transmembrane 4 L six family member 19. NCBI's taxonomy places the organism in Eukaryota, Metazoa, Chordata, Mammalia, Rodentia, Cricetidae. Gene Ontology annotation, cellular component: membrane. The record is from RefSeq and is a predicted model, not a curated record.
AUGUUGUCCUUUCCCCGUGUGGUGGCCUGCUCACGGACCUGCUCCCGCUUCCUUGGGCUGAGCCUCGGAACUGCAUCACUGUUUGCCGCCGGGGCCAACAUCGCACUCCUCUUUCCUAACUGGGAUACGACCUACCUGACGAGGGGCCUCAUUGGCAAGCAUGCCAUGCUGGGCGCUGGGAUCUGGGGAGGAGGAUUCAUGGUACUCGUGGCAGCAACUCUCAUCUCCCUGACGGGCUACUUCAGCGACAGAGCACCCUGUCUGCACAUGCUCAUUGCUCUGUUGUCAAGCAGCCUGGCUCUUCUGGGGGCCUUGGUUUGCUUUAUCACUUCUGGAGUAGCCUUGCAAGAUGGUCCCUUUUGUAUGUUCGACACCUCGUCCUUCAAUCAGACACAAGCUUGGAAAUUUGGCUAUCCCUUCAAAGAUCUUCCCAACAGGAAUUAUUUGUAUGACAGUUCACUCUGGACCUCCAUCUGCCUGGAGCCCUCUAAGGCUGUGGUUUGGCACGUGGCCUUCUUCUCCACCCUUGUGUGUAUCAGCCUCCUCCAGCUUCUCCUGGUGGCCAUCCAUGUCAUCAAUAGUAUCCUUGGGCUGUUCUGCAGCUUCUGUGAGAAGAGCUAG